AUGGGCUGUGUUCUCCUUUUGGCUGCAGCGGCAGGAGCUGUGGCGGUGUGCCUAGUCCUGCGACUAUGGAUAGUGCUUCAUUCCCAGGGCGUUACGCCCCGGGAAUCUCUCAGUCUGUUGGUGGUGGCUGGGUCCGGUGGGCAUACCACUGAGAUCCUGAGGCUGCUUGGGAGCUUGUCCAGUGCUUACUCACCGAGACAUUAUAUCAUUGCUGACACUGAUGAAAUGAGUGCCAAAAAAAUUAAUUCUUUUGAACUAGAUCGAGCUGAUAGAGACCCUAGCACUAUGUAUACCAAAUACUACAUUCACCAAAUUCCAAGAAGCCGAGAGGUUCAGCAGUCCUGGCUCUCCACAGUGAUUACCACCCUGCGUUCCAUGUGGCUCUCCUUUCCCCUGAUUCACCGGGUGAAACCAGAUUUGGUGUUGUGUAAUGGACCAGGAACAUGUGUUCCUAUCGUUGUAUCUGCCCUUCUCCUUGGGAUACUAGGAAUAAAGAAGGUGAUCAUUGUCUACGUUGAAAGCAUCUGCCGCGUGGAAACUUUAUCCCUGUCCGGAAAGAUUCUGUUUCAUCUCUCAGAUUACUUUAUUGUUCAGUGGCCAGCUCUUAAGGAGAAGUACCCUAAAUCUGUGUACCUCGGGAGAAUUGUUUAACAUUGGCAAAUUACUUCUUUAUAAUUUUGUAGUCAACAAUAUUUACUAUAAUUGAAAAAAAAAAAAAAAAAAACCUUUGUGUUUAUUGUAAAGACUUCUGAAAGUCCUGAGAAUUAUUGAUGACCAGGAGUAAAAAAUGUGCAAAUAACUCAGUGGAAAAACCGAGUCUUCUGUUAUAAAGUAAACAUUAAUAACAAUAACCAUUAAGUAUUUAUGCCUCAGUACACCAAAUUUAUUUUCUAGAUGAAAGUGUAAAUAUCACUAUGUGUAAGUUAUCU
This is a messenger RNA of Cynocephalus volans (Philippine flying lemur), 929 nucleotides long. It is a transcript of the gene ALG14, whose product is annotated as ALG14 UDP-N-acetylglucosaminyltransferase subunit. Bases 1 to 651 code for a protein of 216 amino acids. The transcript is spliced from 4 exons. Gene Ontology annotation, cellular component: UDP-N-acetylglucosamine transferase complex. Lineage: Eukaryota; Metazoa; Chordata; Mammalia; Dermoptera; Cynocephalidae. Gene Ontology annotation, biological process: dolichol-linked oligosaccharide biosynthetic process. The record is from RefSeq and is a predicted model, not a curated record. Gene Ontology annotation, molecular function: N-acetylglucosaminyldiphosphodolichol N-acetylglucosaminyltransferase activity.